Messenger RNA from Eubalaena glacialis (North Atlantic right whale), 1814 nucleotides. RefSeq names its product KIAA0513 ortholog. The transcript is spliced from 13 exons. Lineage: Eukaryota; Metazoa; Chordata; Mammalia; Artiodactyla; Balaenidae. The record is from RefSeq and is a predicted model, not a curated record. Bases 353 to 1561 code for a protein of 402 amino acids.
CGCAUUCCCGAGCCCGACGGCGCCCGCUCGCUCCGCGUCCGCCCGGCCGGCCGGCCGGCCCCCGCCGCGAGGGCACAGCUGUUCUCAUUAGGGAAGAAUAAGCUUGAAUCCUGUUUUCUCGAUCUGAGCAUCUAGAUCUGAAAAAGGACACCAGCGGAGGUUAUCUGAGAUGUGUUUCAGCAGAUGCCUUAGGGCCCCGUGGGCCGCCCCAGAGGACUCAGUCCCGGUGGCCAGCGGCUCCCAAGCAGCUCGCGUGCGCUCGGCCUCAGGCUCCCGCUGACGCAUCUGGGAACCUCGUUCACCAGCCCCCGCCCGGCAUCCUUGCUGGCAGUGCCCCCCACGCCCCCGAGCCAUGGAGGCCCCCGAGGUCCCCGUGGGCCCGCUGAUUGACUUCGGGGCUGGGGCCAAGCCAUCUGCCUCCUCGCCCCUGGAGGUGCUGCCUCCAAAGCUGCAGGGCGGGGACAGCUCCCCGGGCGAGGGCGCGUCAGAGAGCGAGACCACGGAGUCGGCAGACAGCGAGAACGACACGGGCGAUUCGCCCUCGCGCCCGUCCUGGGGCCAGUACCGCCGCUCCUCCUCCAGCGAGUCCUUCUCCUCCAACCAGAGCACCGACUCGGCCAAGGAUGAGGAGCUGCCGGAACUCCGGGAGUUCCUGCGCAGCUACGUGGAGAAGAUCUUCUCCGGAGGGGAGGACUUGGGCCAGGAGGAGAAAGCCAAGUUCGGAGAGUACUGCAGCAGUGAGAACGGCAAAGGCCGGGAGUGGUUUGCCCGGUACGUGAGCGCCCAGCGCUGCAACUCCAAGUGCGUCUCGGAGGCCACCUUCUACCGCCUGGUGCAGUCCUUUGCGGUGGUCCUAUUUGAGUGUCACCAGAUGGACGACUUCGGGCCUGCAAAGAACCUCAUGACCAUGUGCUUCACCUACUAUCACAUCGGUAAACCACACCUGCUCCCCUCCGAGUUCAAGGAGAAGCCGGCCGGGAGCAUCGACUCCUACUUGAAAUCGGCCAAUAGCUGGUUAGCGGAGAAGAAGGACAUCGCCGAGCGGCUGCUGAAGAACACGUCGGCCAAGACGGAGAACGUCAAGGGCUUCUUCGGGCUGGAGGCCAAGCCCAAGGGGCCCCUGGCCGGGAGAAGCGGGGAGAAAGAGGGCAAGCCCCAGGAGAAGCCGCGGAAGACGGUGACUGUGUGCAGCCCAGAGGAGGAGAGGAAGGGGGAGAAGAUCUACCUGUACACACACCUGAAGCAGCAGCCCAUCUGGCACACGCUGAGGUUCUGGAACGCGGCCUUUUUCGACGCUGUCCACUGUGAGAGGAGAAAGCGGUCUCCCACCACCAGGGAGAGGUGGUGCCACAUGACCCAGGAGGAGCGGGACGACAGCCUGCGGUUCAACGAGAACAUCACCUUCGGGCAGCUGGGCACAUUCACGCACAACAUGCUGGCGUUCGGGCUGAACAAGAAGCUGUGCAACGACUUUCUGAAGAAGCAGGCGGUGAUCGGCAACCUGGACGAGGAGCAGUACAAGCUGCUGAGUGACCACGUCGAGCAGAUGGCCACCGAGUAGGCCUCGGGAGGUGGCCCGAGGCUCCCCCACGAGGACCGUGGUGCGCGCCUCCCUCCCGGGCCCACGGCUGGCUGUCACCCCCCCCCCGCCCCCCGCCCCCGCAUGACAUUGGCAGCACCAGAGCCGCCCCACACCGCCCUGGAACUAGCGGUUAGAAGAAUCUGGUUGCCUGUUUUCCCUGCCUCCCCUCUGCCUGUGUCUGCUCCCCCCUCUGCGUGCCAAAGUGUCCCUGGGAUUACACAGCUAACACCGA